CUUCUUAUGCAAGGUAAUUCUGGCUGACCUAUUUUGCAAGCUUCGAAAUGCAUUAUGUUUAUGGGCGAAGUUUUCCAAUAUUUACACUUUAUUGCAUCUACAUUCCGAUUCCAUCGUGUUUCUUAGGAAGAUAUCUCUUCAUCUUAACAACAAGUUCUUCCUUUUGGUCAUUUCGCGCGUAUGGAUCAUUGGCCAAUACUUCCUAUCAGCAACCUCACAGCCUCACCGAUAUCUACCUCUGGUAUCGAUGCGCCCCAGGCGUUUGGAGCUCGUUGCUUCGCAGCAGGAGUUCCGAAGGAAGUCCAAGCCUACCGGGGGAAGGCCAUCACCGAAGCGGAUUGGCCAACUCCAGUCAUCUACCGUCUUUAUAUCAGUGAGAAUUUAACAUUCCCUAAAGUCAAGGAGGCACUGAAUGUCGAAUUCAAGUUCAACAUCACGUAAGUUUUCCCAUGGUAAACAUGUGUUUUGGCAUGUGGUGAACCUAAUAUCUUGAUGAGAGAAAAAGAAAACGGCAAUUCACUCGGAAAAUCGAAAAAUGGGGCUUCAGAAAGAACUUUAGAAAAGAUGAAAGAGAAGAAAUCGUUAAGGGUGAAAACAUUCCGCAAAGAUUCAUCCACGACUCACGAGUCAAUCGAAAACGGGUUGAGCGCCUACAACGGAGAAAUGGUGUGCACAUGAAUGUUGGAUCAGACAAUCAAAGCAGCGGCAUGCUCCCAACUCAAGAUCGCACGCAAUCUAAAACAGCUAAGAUUUUCGAAGAAGAUCCUGGAAGCCACGACACGAUAUCUAAAGAGAUUCCCGCGUCAAACAAUCCAGGCGAUACGGCCAUUACAGGGUCAAUUGGUCCACGGAAAUCUAAUCAAGCAGAUGAUGACAGCUCUCGACUUUCGCGAUUAAUUGAAUCGUCUAGACAGCUUGAGGUUAAAAAAAUCAUUACAACCACAAGUUUUGACAACAGAGAUGAGAAUAUAGAAGAAAGACAAGACAUAUGUGAAAGGGAGAUAAUUCAUGCCUGGAAACGAGUUGAAGGAGCUUCACAAACCAUACGGCAGCAGUUUAGCAUGCAGCGAACCGUGUCUCAGUCAACGAAAGGUCACUAUCGAGAAGAAUCUUGUACCAAGACCACACAACAGGACAUAAUUCAAAAAUGUCUCAAUCUCAUUGCAAUCUCAUUCUCAAAUUAAACUUUCCCCGACAUCGGUAAUCCCUAAAAAUUGCGCAUAGAAGGGCCUGAUUCAGUCAUGCGCGUCGCUUAAAAAGGAGUCAAGAAGAGGGGACAAGAAUAAAUUAUCGAAAGUGAAAAGAAUUUACCCUCACAUUCUUCAAGAGUUAUAUCAACCGUGAAGCGCUUGACUUUACUUGCC
Molecule: messenger RNA, 1364 nt
Organism: Sclerotinia trifoliorum
Lineage: Eukaryota; Fungi; Ascomycota; Leotiomycetes; Helotiales; Sclerotiniaceae
Source: the annotation of a GenBank genome assembly